AUGGAUGACCUACUGAAUCUCGAGCUUCUGUCGCUCGUAUCAAAGGUCGCGUCCGAAUUACAGAACCAUAUCGGCAUCAACGACAAGACCCUGGCCGAGUUUCUCAUCUCGCAACGCCUCGAAAGCUCCAGCACCGAUGACUUCCGCAAGAAGCUCGACAAGAUUGGCGCGGACUUUCCGCCCAGUCUGGUGGAUAGCUUGGAUCGCCUAGUGCUUGCUAUGCAUCCCAAAUUCAAAGGGAUGGGCGACCAAGUCAACGGAGAGGAACAUCACUCCCGAACACUUGAGGAGAAGGAGAAGGUCUUUAGUGGUCUUGCGCUGGCAGAUAAAGUGGUCGAGCAUGACAACGGCACAGACGCGAUAGAUGACACCCUUGCAUUGCUAGAGGGCUUAGAAGGCAAAGCCAAGAAAGAAAAGGCAUCCAGGAAGCGCAGCAGAAGCCCCGAGCACGAGGGCAAGGAUUUACGGAGGAGACGACGGGACAGAUCGCGCUCAUACGACCGACGCGCACGGAAAUAUCCUAGGUCGCGAUCCCGGUCACAAGAUCGGGGCGAUGAAGAUUGGCGGGACGGGUUCAAGGAUUCGCGCAGAGACAGACGGGGACGAAGAUAUGGCGAAGACGACAACGAUGACCGGCUCGAUAGAGCACCACACCCUGAAAUUGACGAUGCGCCAAAGCUGCACAAGGUUUACCAAGGCCAUGUGGCUGGCAUUAGGGAAUUUGGUGUCUUUGUAAAUCUACACCACGUUCGCGGCAAGGUGGACGGUCUCGUGCAUAUUUCGAGAAUAAUCUCGGGACAGCGGGUAAACCACCCUUCCGACCUGUUAUCCAAGGGUCAGGAUGUUUGGGUCAAGGUUAUCAGCAUCGAAGGGAAGAGAAUUGGAUUGUGCAUGAACGACGUGGACCAAGAUAACGGAAUGGACUUGAAACCGCAAGCGCGACUCACAACAGGGGCUAAUAUGGAGGCCCUUGGAAGUGGUGUCAAGAAUGGCUUCGUCAACGACACCUCGGCCAUGCCAAGAGAUGCUCUCGGCCCGCCUAGACGGCAUAAGAAGCGCAUGACAUCUCCGGAAAGAUGGGAAAUCAGGCAGCUUAUUGCGUCCGGGGUUGCCAAAGCCUCCGAUUACCCAGAUUUGGAGGAAGACUACAAUGCUACCCUUGAAGGUGAUGGAGAGAUGGCGUUGGAAGAGGACGUGGACAUUGAAGUUCGCGAGGAAGAACCCCCAUUCUUGGCUGGCCAGACAAAGCAGUCUCUGGAGCUCUCUCCCAUCCGUGUCGUCAAGGCCCCUGAUGGCUCGAUGAACCGCGCCGCCAUGUCUGGCACUUCCAUAGCCAAAGAACGAAAGGAACUGAAGCAGCAAGAAGCAGAUGCUGCCGCCAAGGAGAAGCAAUCCAACCAGAACCUCUCAUCACAGUGGCAGGACCCCAUGGCCGACCCCGACAAACGGACAUUUGCUAGUGACCUGAGGAAUGCGAGAACGCAAGCCGAGUCGGAAGAUGUUCCGGAGUGGAAGAAAGCCGUCAUCCCCGGGGGGCAGCCUCUUGGCAAGCGAACCAACCUCAGCAUCAAGGAGCAGCGAGAAUCCUUGCCUGUAUACGCCUUCCGUAGCCAGCUCAUCAAGGCUGUACAGGAAAACCAGAUUCUCAUCGUCGUGGGCGAAACUGGCUCCGGAAAGACCACCCAACUCACCCAGUACCUGGCAGAGGCAGGCUUCGCGGACAAGGGCAUCAUCGGCUGUACACAACCCCGAAGAGUCGCGGCCAUGUCGGUUGCGAAGCGUGUUGCCCAAGAGGUCGGCUGCAAGAUGGGAGAAGAGGUUGGCUACCUGGUUCGAUUCGACGACUGCACCAGUGCAUCAACAAGGAUCAAGUACAUGACGGAUGGUAUGUUGCAGCGAGAAGUCUUGAUGGACUCUGACUUGAAGAGAUACUCGUGUAUCAUGUUGGACGAGGCACACGAACGUACAAUUGCAACAGAUGUUCUCUUCGCCUUGCUCAAGAAGGCUGUCGUGCGCCGGCCAGACCUCAAGAUUAUCGUCACGUCGGCAACUCUUGAUGCGGACAAGUUCUCAUCAUAUUUCCAUGAAUGCCCCAUCUUCACGAUCCCUGGUCGAACUUUCCCGGUCGAGAUUCUUUAUUCAAGGGGACCAGAGUCCGACUAUCUGGAUGCGGCCCUGGUGACAGUUAUGCAAAUCCACCUGACGGAGCCAAAGGGCGACAUUCUACUCUUCCUGACAGGAAAGGAGGAAAUCGACACGGCUUGCGAGAUCCUGUACGAACGGAUGAAGGCGCUCGGUCCGUCGGUCCCCGAGCUUCUGAUCCUGCCAGUCUACGCCAGCCUACCUGCUGAGAUGCAGAGCAGGAUCUUUGAUCCCGCACCACCGGGAGCUCGGAAAGUCGUCAUUGCCACGAAUAUUGCCGAGACGUCCAUCACGAUUGAUGAGAUUUACUACGUCGUCGACCCCGGAUUCGUCAAGCAAAGCGCGUACGACCCCAAGCUGGGCAUGGACUCGCUCGUCGUGACGCCAGUAUCCCAAGCCCAAGCGAACCAGAGAGCCGGCCGGGCCGGCCGGACAGGCCCAGGGAAAUGCUUUCGACUGUACACCGAAGCAGCGUACCAAUCUGAAAUGCUGCCCACGACCAUCCCCGAAAUCCAGCGACAGAACCUCUCGCACACCAUUCUCAUGCUGAAAGCAAUGGGCAUCAACGACCUCCUCCACUUCGACUUCAUGGACCCCCCCCCCGCCCUCGACGACGAGGGCCUCCUCACGCGCCUGGGUCGCAAAAUGGCAGAUUUCCCCAUGGAUCCCGCCUCGGCCAAGGUGCUCCUCUCCGCCGUGGACCACCAGUGCUCCGACGAAGCCCUCAGCAUCAUCGCCAUGCUCUCGCUCCAAGGCGCCGUCUUCUACAGGCCCAAGGAGAAGCAGACGCAGGCCGAUCAGAAAAAGGCAAAGUUCCACGACCCGCACGGGGACCACCUGACCUUCCUCAACGUCUACAACACGUGGAAGCAAAACGGCUACUCCUACCCGUGGUGCUUCGAGAACUUCAUCCAGGCGCGCUCGAUGCGCCGCGCAAAGGACGUCCGCGACCAACUCGUCAAGAUCAUGGAGCGCUACAAGCACCCCAUCGUCUCGUGCGGCCGCAACACGGACAAGGUCCGCCGCGCCCUGUGCUCAGGCUUCUUCCGCAACGCGGCGCGCAAAGACCCCCAGGAGGGGUACAAGACGCUGACGGAGGGCACGCCCGUCUACCUGCACCCCAGCUCGGCGCUGUUUGGCAAGCAGGCCGAGUGGGUGAUUUACCACGACCUCGUCCUGACCACCAAGGAGUACAUGCAUUGCACGUCGUCCAUCGAGCCCAAGUGGCUGGUCGAGGCGGCGCCCACCUUCUUCAAGGUCGCGCCCAGCGAUAGGCUGAGCAAGAGGAGGCAGGCCGAGCGGAUACAGCCGCUGUACAACAAGUUUGCGGGCGAGGACGACUGGAGGCUGAGUGCGCAGAGGAGAGGCGGCAGGGGCGGCGGCGGCGGCACCUGGGGCUGA
Metarhizium album ARSEF 1941 is the source of this 3543-nucleotide messenger RNA. RefSeq names its product ATP-dependent RNA helicase DHX8. Lineage: Eukaryota; Fungi; Ascomycota; Sordariomycetes; Hypocreales; Clavicipitaceae. Gene Ontology annotation, cellular component: intracellular anatomical structure; catalytic step 2 spliceosome. Bases 1 to 3543 code for a protein of 1180 amino acids. The transcript is spliced from 2 exons. The record is from RefSeq and is a predicted model, not a curated record. Gene Ontology annotation, molecular function: ATP binding; RNA binding. Gene Ontology annotation, biological process: spliceosomal complex disassembly.